AAUGUGUAUAUCUUCCAAGAGUUCAGUUAGAUCCUUAGCAGGGCGAAAUAAGUCGUGCGGAGAAAAUGAGCUAGAACAGUACGAAUCAGCUGAUGGAUUUAUAGUUUUGCGUAGGUUUGGUGAGGAUUGCUCUAAAAAUUUGACAUCAAAAGCUAUUUGUGGAUACGCUCAUCUUCGAUGGUUGGGAAGCCUGGCGGGAAUAUGUGCAUCAGGCAGCAAAUUAAAUGAUGAUGAUACUGCUGGUGCAAUAUGUCGCUCGCUUCAUUCAUCUAAGAGCUCUUGGACAAAGAAACCUUUCCUACGAAGUGCCAUCGGAAUCAACCAUUUUCGUUACAACUUUAGAAUGUCUAGUCGGCACUACCUUGAAUUGAUGAGAAUACCAAGAUCUAAAACUUGCAAUAGAAAAUCAGCACUUUUUGUAUCAUGCGAUGAUCAUAAAGAAUAUCCAGAUAUGCAUAUUAAUAUUUUCGAUUACAGUAUGCAAUUCUAUCGACCUGGAGAGUAUUUUUCCUGGAGAUAUUGCGGGCCUACACAACUAAUAUAUGAUUAUGUUAUUGGGAGAAAUCCUCGAGAUUCCUAUGAUAGUUCAAUGACGAUUAAACAGUGCAGCUCCAGUUGUGCUUCGGAUGAUAUGUGCAAAGCUUUUCUUUUCGUUGGUUCUAUAUUGCCGAUGGGUAGGGGAGUGUGUUAUAGAACUAAUCAUCACUGUCCAGAUAUUUUAGAUUUAGACUCUGAUGGCUUCAGGAAGCCUCUACCUAUUUACAGCUAUUUGGCACCUGGACAGUAUGUAUAUAAAAAAACUGCUAGAUUUUGUGGGGAUUAUUCUUCGAGAUAUAUAAGAUAUUAUCAUGAUGCUAUAUCAGAAAGUUGCCUAGUUGUCUUACCAAGUGUAACUUAUCAAAAUGAAGGAGAAUAUAUUUGGGUGGGAGCAACAAGAGUUGGCAGUGGCUAUUAUUGGGAGAAUACUUAUGAUAAGAUGAAAGGAAGACGAGCAAUUUGUUAUAGGCCUCGCUUUGGAUGGGAACAAAGCGCUCUAUUUAAACUAUUUUCAAGAGAAAUAAAAGAGAAACAGAGUUAUCUUCAAUUCUCCGAUUUGGGAAAGAGUUGCUCUGAAAAUUCAUGCUAUCCCCCUUACAACGAAAUUCCUUCUAGUAAAAACACUAAUGAGGUUAAAAAGUCUUUAAUAUCUUCGUCAAGUGAAGGAAUAACACAGCUUAACUCAAUAGAUCAUCUUCUAAGUUUAAAACAAUACAGCUCAUUUAAUUGUAGUAUGAUACAGUUUGAGGGAGGUAAUGAAGAUAUAUUUUGCGGUAUGCUUAAUGUUAAGUGGAAAGGUAUGUGGAGUCCUAUUUGUUUAACUCUACCUACCGGAGCCGAAAAUAUUGAUUUGAAAACUAAAUCAGUUGUUGAAAGUAUAUGUUAUUCUUUUGGUUUAUCUUACAAACAUUUUUUAAAUGUUGUUAUACCGAGAAAGUUUCGUAAAUUUACGUUAAACUUAGAUUUAGAUAUUUUUUCUAAAGAUUAUGCUUCAGCUGCUCAUUUCUUUCAACAUAAAGGAAUAAAAAGAAGAUCGAAUUGUUUUAAGAAUUUGGGAAUUCAAAUUUGGUGCUCGUUCAAAGAUUCUCGUAUUAUUCCUAGAAACUUAUAUCAGCAUUUGGAAAGAAGCCAAUUCGGCGAAUACAAUUAUUAUACUUUCGAAAUCUACAAACCUGGUAAAUUGAAACUAUCAGACCGAACUUGUAAACAUUUCAGUCUAUUAGAAGAUUUAAGUCAAAUAAGAAAGACAGUGCAGUCUGUUGACGAAUGUGCAAAGGAGUGUACAAAAUUCUCGGACUGUCGAAGUUUUCUGGUUGUGUUUGUAGAAAAUCGAAUUCGAUGUAGGAUUCCUCAGCGGAGUUGUGAUGAUGAUAAAAGUGAUAGAAUACGAUAUAUACCACCAGGCGUAUUUAUAUAUAUUAAAACUUAUAGAUUUUGCAGAAGAGCAACUGAUUUGGCUGAAAAGAGUUAUAAGUUUGACAAAGAAAAUGGUUGGUGUCUUCUUCUUGAAGAGAAUCUAGACUAUAAAGAAUCAUUGAAGUUUUGUAAAACUAAUGAAAUGAACGUGUUACGGCAAAUGAGUUUUUCACUAGCAGAAGAAUUAAACGGCAAGAACAUAUGGGUAGCGGUUAAAGUGAUUAACGGUCAAUUCUUUUACGACAGCAAUUUUAAUAAAAAGCUAAGAAGAGUUCAGGGUAUUAAUUUACUGGGAAAUAGAGAUACAAAAGAUAAAGAUUGUUUUAUUAGAUCGUCUUCUUCUACUACCUUGAUAAAGAGAACAAACUGCACAGAAAAAAAUACUGUUGUAUGUUAUCGACCUCUUUUUGGAGAUUGGUCAGUUUGGUCAGAAUGGUCAGAGUGUAGUUGUCAGAAUGAUACAGAUUCUAAUCUUAGGUUUAGAACACGUGAAUAUAAUGAUCCACCGCCAUAUCCCUUGUUCUUCACAGGUUCGAGAAUAGAAAAACAAAAUAUGGCUUGUUUAAAUUUAAAUAUUGAUAAUACCGCAAAAAUGAAUUUGGUGGAUUCGACAAUAAAAGACAUUUGUCAUAAAAAAACAGCUUCAAUAUAUAUAAGAAAGCAAAAAGACGUAAUAACGGAACAAGAUUGCAUAAAUACAUGUUUAAAACUUAAAAAUUGCACUGAAGCUGUUCUCAAAGACACUGAGGAAGGUAGAAUAUGUUUUACCUCUAGCAAACCUUGCGCAUUCGAUAUGACAGAUUCAACAAUAUAUAGAAAAUCCAAUGGCGUAUGUUCACCUUCUUUUGGUGACGGUUCGAAUAAUUUAUGCUCACUAAAAAGGCCUACUCUAUUACAAAAUAACAAUACUGGAAUUUGCUUGGCAAAUAUUGGUACUUUAAAUAAAACAGCAGCUAUUGAGUCUUGUAAAAGAAUAAAUAUGCAACUAAUUAAAAUAUCAGAUGAAAUAAGUCAAUUAGAGCUUCCCCGAUAUAUUUAUGAUACAUUUGGAGAAUUGGAAAGUUGGACAUCAAUUAAAAUAUUCUAUAAAAAUUUGUUAGUUUGGGAUAAUAUGGUAUGGUACGAUGACCACAAACUUCGCAAGAAACUUAACUCUAAAGAUGGAAAUUGUGUGACUGUAGUAUUCAAGAAGAACAAUAGUUAUAAGUUAAGCAGAACGAAUUGCCAUGAGAAGAAACAAUCAAUCUGUUGGAGGCCCUAUAAAGGCUUUUGGACAACAUGGACAGGUUGGUCAUAUUGCGGAACGCGGAACAAAACUAAAGAAACUUUGGAAGCUUGUCCUGAUCAACCAAAAGAAACAGAAAAAGGUUCUGAUCAACCAAAAGUAGGAACAGGUUUUGAUAAACCAAAAGAAGCAGAAAAAGGUUCUGAUCAACCAAAAGUAGGAACAGGUUCUGAUCAACCAAAAGAAGCAGAAAAAGGUUCUGAUCAACCAAAAGAAACAGAAAAAGGUCCUGAUCAACCAAAAGUAGGCACAGGUUUUGAUCAACCAAAAGAAGCAGAAAAAGGUUCUGAUCAACCAAAAGUAGGAACAGGUUCUGAUCAACCAAAAGAAACAGAAAAAGGUUCUGAUCAACCAAAAGAAACAGAAAAAGGUCCUGAUCAACCAAAAGUAGGUGAUCAACCAAAAGAAACAGAAAAAGGUUCUGAUCAACCAAAAGAAACAGAAAAAGGUCCUGAUCAACCAAAAGUAGGUGAUCAACCAAAAGAAACAGAAAAAGGUUCUGAUCAACCAAAAGAAACAGAAAAAGGUUCUGAUCAACCAAAAGAAACAGAAAAAGGUCCUGAUCUACCAAAAGUAGGAACAGGUUCUGAUCAACCAAAAGAAACAGAAAAAGGUCCUGAUCUACCAAAAGUAGGAACAGGUUUUGAUCAACCAAAAGAAGCAGAAAAAGGUUCUGAUCAACCAAAAGUAGGAACAGGUUCUGAUCAACCAAAAGAAGCAGAAAAAGGUUCUGAUCAACCAAAAGAAACAGAAAAAGGUUCUGAUCAACCAAAAGUAGGAACAGGUUCUGAUCAACCAAAAGAAACAGAAAAAGGUCCUGAUCUACCAAAAGUAGGAACAGGUUUUGAUCAACCAAAAGAAGCAGAAAAAGGUUCUGAUCAACCAAAAGUAGGAACAGGUUCUGAUCAACCAAAAGAAGCAGAAAAAGGUUCUGAUCAACCAAAAUUAGGUACAGGUUCUGAUCAACCAAAAGAAACAGAAAAAGGUUCUGAUCAACCAAAAGUAGGAACAGGUUUUGAUCAACCAAAAGAAACAGAAAAAGGUUCUGAUCAACCAAAAGUAGGAACAGGUUUUGAUCAACCAAAAGAAACAGAAAAAGGUCCUGAUCAACCAAAAGUAGGUGAUCAACCAAAAGAAACAGAAAAAGGUUCUGAUCAACCAAAAGAAACAGAAAAAGGUCCUGAUCAACCAAAAGUAGGAACAGGUUUUGAUCAACCAAAAGGAACAGAAAAAGGUCCUGAUCAACCAAAAGUAGGUGAUCAACCAAAAGAAACAGAAAAAGGUUCUGAUCAACCAAAAGAAACAGAAAAAGAUCAUGAUCAACCAAAAGGAACAGAAACAGAUGGCCAACCAAAAGAUAUACCAAAUCCUAUUCCUGCAGAAAAUUCAAAGAUACCAGAAAACUACUUGAAAAAACCUACAGAAGAUGUAGAAAAGGAAAGUUCCAGUAGGUUUAUGGCAUAUCUGGUGACUGUUGUGGUACUAGCCAUUUGUGGCUAUAUAACAUAUCAUAAUAGACGAAAAGUUUGGUUUAUUAUUGAAGGUAGAAAGCAAUAUAAAGGUAAAAGAAGCGAGUCAACUAGGUAUCAUAAAUUAGAAGCAAAUAUGCAAGAAACUCUGGCUACACCCGGUCCGCCAAAAAGUGCUAAAGAAUAUGUCUAUUGA
Dimorphilus gyrociliatus is the source of this 4903-nucleotide messenger RNA. The record is from the annotation of a GenBank genome assembly. NCBI's taxonomy places the organism in Eukaryota, Metazoa, Annelida, Polychaeta, Dinophilidae.